GAAGCCGAGGGUUACGGCACGCGCUGCCACCGUUGUAGAAGUAGCGACGAGUAGAGGAGAAGGGCGCGCGAGACCGUGCUGAGUUCCGCCUCCGGAGUCGCGCGAGCCUGUUGCAUUACGCUGGAAACCUAACACGCGCACAAACACACACACACACGCGCGCGCGUGCGGGCACACACUGAACUGACAGCAACUUUGUGUGAGCUGCAGGAGGAAUCAGACUCUUUCCACUUUGUUGAGUUGUUGCCCUGUGCCAUGGCUGAUGUCAGCGACUCGUCCUCCACCUCGGACGUGGCGAACCGGUUCGCCCGAAAAGGCGCGCUCAGGCAGAAGAACGUCCACGAAGUGAAGAACCACAAAUUCACCGCGAGGUUCUUCAAGCAGCCGACUUUCUGCAGCCACUGCACCGACUUUAUCUGGGGCUUCGGGAAACAGGGAUUCCAAUGCCAAGUCUGCUGCUUCGUGGUUCAUAAGCGUUGCCAUGAGUUUGUCACAUUCUCCUGCCCUGGAGCGGAUAAAGGACCCGACACAGAUGAUCCCAGAAGCAAGCACAAAUUUAAGAUCCACACGUACGGCAGCCCGACGUUUUGCGAUCACUGCGGCUCGCUGCUGUACGGCAUGAUCCACCAGGGCAUGAAAUGUGAUACAUGCGACAUGAACGUGCAUAAGCAAUGUGUGCUCAACGUGCCGAGCCUUUGUGGGACGGACCACACGGAGCGGCGGGGCCGAAUCUUCCUGAAGAUCGAUGUGAAGGGAGAAGAGCUGCAUGUUACCGUGGGCGAGGCUAGGAACCUGAUCCCGAUGGACCCCAACGGCUUGUCCGACCCGUACGUGAAGCUCAAGCUCAUCCCCGACCCUAAGCACGAGACCAAGCAGAAGACCAGGACUAUCCGCUCCUCGCUAAACCCUACCUGGAACGAGUCCUUCACGUUUAAGCUGAAACCCACAGAUAAGGACCGCAGGCUUUCUAUUGAGGUUUGGGAUUGGGACAGGACUACCAGGAAUGACUUCAUGGGUUCUAUGUCGUUCGGAGUAUCCGAGCUAAUAAAGUGCUCAGCGUGCGGAUGGUAUAAAAUGCUAAACCAGGAAGAGGGCGAGUAUUACAACGUGCCCAUCUCGGAGGAGGAUGACGGGAACGUGGAGCUCAGGCAGAAGUUUGAGAAAGCUAAGCUUGGCCCUGGCAAAAAGGUGGUCACCCCUAUGGAUGACAACAGGACCAGUUUGCCCUCCACUAAUCUGGACCAGGUCAAACUGACCGACUUUAACUUUCUGGCCGUGUUGGGGAAGGGCAGCUUCGGGAAGGUCAUGCUAGCAGAGAUUAAGGCCACAGAAGAGCUGUAUGCUAUAAAGAUCCUAAAGAAAGAUGUCGUGAUCCAGGAUGAUGAUGUAGAGUGCACCAUGGUGGAGAAGAGGGUGCUGGCGCAGCAGGACAAACCCCCGUUUCUCACCCAGCUCCACUCCUGCUUCCAGACUGUGGACCGUCUGUAUUUUGUGAUGGAGUACGUUAAUGGUGGUGACCUCAUGUAUCACAUUCAGCAAGUGGGCAAGUUUAAGGAACCUCAAGCAGUGUUUUACGCAGCAGAGAUCGCUGUCGGGCUGUUGUUCUUGCACAAGAAGGGAGUAAUAUACAGAGAUCUGAAGCUAGACAACGUGAUGUUGGAUGCUGAAGGACACAUCAAGAUUGCAGACUUCGGCAUGUGUAAGGAGAGCAUGUUUGAUGGGGUAAUGACGCGCACGUUCUGUGGAACACCAGACUACAUCGCCCCAGAGAUCAUUGCGUACCAGCCGUAUGGGCGCUCUGUGGAUUGGUGGGCGUACGGCGUGCUGCUCUAUGAGAUGCUGGCUGGACAGCCACCAUUUGAUGGUGAAGACGAGGAUGAGCUCUUUCAGUCCAUCAUGGAGCACACCGUGUCCUACCCUAAAUCCUUGUCUAAAGAGGCAGUUUCCAUCUGCAAAGGGUUGAUGACGAAGCACCCUUCCAAGCGUCUUGGCUGUGGCCCAGAAGGCGAGCGAGACGUACGUGAGCACGCGUUCUUCCGCCGCAUCGACUGGGAACGACUGGAGAACAGAGAGAUUCAGCCUCCGUUCAAGCCGAAAGUGUGUGGGAAAGGCGCAGAGAACUUCGACAAGUUCUUCACUCGCACGCAGCCGCAGCUCACUCCUCCAGACGAGCUCGUCAUUGCCAACAUUGACCAGUCCGAGUUCGCCGGCUUCACUUUUGUCAACCCGCAGUUCGUCCACCCGUCCCUCAACAGCUCAACCUUAUGAACGAGGAACGAGCCAGGCUCUACGAGUAACUCUACCUACACAAUCCCCAGAAUGCCUCAUGCUUAGCCUUAUUGCCAUCAUCGUUAAUUAUACAAUUUCAAUCUUAAUGCCAACUAUUUUCUAUUGCUUUGUCUUAGAUAGGAUUUUAUUCUUUUUUUUUUAUUAUUCAGUCCAUCAUUUUAGUUUUAGGCCAAUCAAAGAAUUAACAGCGUUCGGUUUAUGUCGUCUGUUGUGGGUGUUUUUAUGGUAGAUCACUUAACGUCAUGAAGGCAUGGGAUAUGAGGCCAUGUUGAUUCACACUUGAUAUAAAACCCCAUAAGAGAUGCAAAAACCUGUGCUUCCUGGUGUCUAUAGUGUAAUCCUUGCCAGUCUUCCCAACCAGGAAGCGUAAAGUGGGGUUCUAUCAGACCUGUGUGUUGAUUAUUUUCACCUCUGACUUGUCAGAUGCCUUUGCUCUUGGUUCCUGUUGACAAGCAGAUGCUCUGAAGUGUUAGACGUUUUAAGGAGCUCGGAUCGAGCGAUAAAUAUUUAAUAAAGGAAGAUUUUUUAACAAUAAAGCUGAAUCGGUUACUAACGCAUCAGGAUGGUAACGAACCCUCAUAGACAAGAUGUUUAAUUAGCUUAAUGACGAACUUACAGGAAAAUUAGCUGAACGGCACUGUAGGAUUAAUAUUAACGAUUUUAAUAGAUACAUCUAGUUUGCUCAGCCACUUCAUCAUAUCUAUCAGAUAGAAUGUCAGUCCUCGAAUCUCAACGUUAAAUGUGAUUUUAAAAAAUGAUUGCGGUAAAAUGACGCUGCUUAAUGAAAAUCUUAAAAACAAAUCAAGAUCAGAGAAUAUUACAUUUCUCUUCUAGCUGUUAAAGUUUUCCCGAUUUUUUAAAGAAAACAUUUUUAAUAUUUGACCAAUUAAUUUUUUUUAAACUACUAAGUCUUACAAGUCUCCCUUUUAUGUAACACAAUUUGCAAAAUUCUUUAUCAUUUGGUUAUUGGGAUUUGUGGAACAUACCAUGCAACUGAUUUAUUUCUUUUUUUUAAUACAUACAGAUUUAAUUCCUGAUGACUUAAGACGGAAUGAAGUGUUGGCUUUUCUGCUAUACACACACACACACACAAUGUGUUGCAUGCUCUUAAAUUGGAAUAACUCCAGAGUAUUAUGUUCGUGUGAUUACAGUUAUACAUACACACAGCGUACUGGCUGAAAUCAUCUUUCUACUCUUUCUCUUUUGGAUUUCUUUCAAAUAUUUUUCUUCCUAGUCUACUAGUGAUCCUUCGAUAUAAUCUUGCAGCAGUAUAAUAAUGAUUUUGUAAAUACUUCUAGGUUAUAAAAAAAAAUGAAAUAAAAAAUGAAAAAAAUCAGAGCGAGAGAGAGGGAGCGACAAGAGAGAGAGAGAGAAUGGGUAGCAUGUUAAAAAGAUUUUAUACCAACAACCGAAUGUGUUUUUAUGACAUUUAGCUGAUGAGGAGUUCCCCAGAAUAACUGAUUUAGUCAGGUUACUGUCCCUGCAGUUCUUGAGUUUUAAUCAGCUGAUGUUAACUUUAGGAAAAAUGCUUAACGCAACAAUUUCAUAACCUUUUUAGCCCUGUUGUACCUGUCCCUUGCUUGCUAAGUAAACGUUUCUGUACUUGUAUAUACACUGUGUACUACACUACUGUUCAAAGGGUCGGAAUCACAUGAUGUGACGUUACAAAAUCACGUUUAAUAUAGACACUAAUUACAGGUUGUCGUAAUGGUCUAAUUACUGUAUCUACCCUGUAGCUUGUAAAUAAUCAGCACUAAAUACAAAAGACGUAGGUUUGCUAAAUCACUACAGUGACACGGGAAAAACUCAGUUUAUUUGUUGUGCGUUAUGAAUAUUUUACACACUAAAUUCUAUUAAUGAUAAUUUUUUUUCCAGACACCAAAAUGUAUUUUAUGGGCUUUUUUAAUUAGUUAAUUGCUAAAAUAGUUUUUACUGAACAAAAUUAAAUAAAGUAAAUAUAUACUGGAACUGUCAGUGUAAAGUAAACUAUAGCAAAAUUAUAGUAAAAGCGUUUCCACAUAACGGUUUUAACUCCACUUUCCUUAUUAAAAAACAAAAAUACCAAAAAAAAAAUCCUGAGAUUGCGUGUUCGAAUCCCGCUACAGCCGACUUUAGCCCGCAGCGCUCAAACAUUUUGGGGUAUAAUAAUGAUGAUCCCUCCUGUGUGCAUGCUGUGUAUACGAUGUUGGUGUCCAACGUCACCACCGAAACAGUUCUGUAAAAUUUGAUCUAGUAAAAAUGUUGUGGACUUGUGUGCUAAGUGAGUAAAGCAUUUGCGCUAACGCUAGUAAAAAAAACAGCACGCAACUCUACUGAAUCUGUGUUUAAACAGCCGCUCUUCUUGGUACAUAUGAAACACGCAAGUAGCUCGUGUCUUAGAGCAAGCAUGUGAUCACAUCAAACUCGCUGUCGAAUUGUCAUUUUCAGUUGUAGGAAUUUUUAGCAUUUUAUUUCUUUAAUAUGCUAUGUUUACUAUAUACAUAUAAUUCAAUUUCUCAUUGCAUUCACAAAAUUUUUUUUUUGUAUGCUGUCAAUUUUAGGGGGGAAAACACAUCGGUAUCAGCUAAUAAAAUUGCAAUCGGUGCAUAUGUAGUAAUUUUAUAAUAAACUUUUAAGCUAACUUCUAAAAAAAAAUUUAAAACUUUUAUUCUGAAGUUAUGGAAAUAAUUAUUUGUUAUUCCAGACGCAACAGUUUACAGAUUUCUACAAAAGUCUUAAGUAAGUAUAGCAGUACUGUCGUAUUAAAAUCAUUUUAUAGAUCUGAAAUAAAUUAGAAUUUGUUUGUAUUACUAAUAAAUUUCAUUUCGAAUUUUCUGACUGAUGAUUUCAGACUUUUGAACAAUAGUGUAUACUGUAUAUGUGUGAGAAAAAAAACACAGAUACAUGUUUGUGUAUUGAAGUUUUUAUGUACUAAGGUUUACAUCAAAGCUUUACCUACUUAAAAAAAAAAAGGUAGUGCGCUAGACGUCAGCACAGACACUUGAUGAAAGAUCUCCGUGUAUGUUUUCGAACAUGUCUGAAACAGGCUAUGUUGUUUGUGCAAUUGUUGUUCGGUUGUAAAGAUUUGAGCUGAUUGGCUGCCUUGGCUUUUCCAGCCUGCAUGUUGGUUAAGAAAACCAGGCACACAUACAGUAUGCAGUAGAUACUGUAUAUGUACUUCUGUACUUAAAUAUAUAUAUAUACUUACAGUUUUGAAGCAUUCCAGAUAACACAGCAUGGACUUAAUCAAUGUGCCAAACAAGAUAUCUUAAAUAAUGGGAUGUUCUUUGUCUUAAAAGUAAUGAAAUUAUCAAAUUUCUUUUGGACUUUUAAUUUGUAUUGUGCGGAUUCUCCAAACUGCCAGGCUGUAGGGAAUUCAUGGCGCUUCUAACAUUUGACCCAUUUCUGACAUUUUUGCGUUAAGCCGAGCCUAAAAGGAAGGUCUCAUGCACAGUUUGGUCGUGCGAUCCCAUUUUGGGAUCUGCUUCAUAUUGUAUAUUAAUAAAUAUUGUUUUACGCUAAUCAGCUGUUGGGUCAUCACCACUACCGCCAAUGAACUGAUCAACAUUAAUCACCAAGUAUAAUAGGAAAAAGGGCACUAAAGGUUAACCCAUACCCACAGGCACCAAAGGUCCAAUCCCACAAAAAAGCCAGUGCCGCACAAAUUGCCAAUUACGUCAAUGCUGGCCAACGAUAGAGAGGCACCAGAACACCCGGCGCAUAGGAGCACAAGACCCGCCGUCCAAACUCUAGAUCCCAAUCCAAUUGAGUACUUAUGGACAACAAGCAAGAACCAGCUAUAGUGUAGGAAUUAUUGAAUUACCCAGAUUUAAAAUAUGUACAUCAGACCUUACUUAUCCUAUAAGUUGCAACCCAGUUCAAUUAUCACGAAACAACUUUACAAUAUUAGGCAUCAUGGUUAAAAUAUUGACACAUCGCAGUUUAUGCCUCCAUUGAUGUUUAUUAAGUUGUCGUCACACUACCGUUCACAGCUAUUCCAUAUGCUUUUGGUUUUCAUAGGCGUUUGUUUUUUCCAUCAUCAUCCCUCAGCAGUGCCAAGCCGAUAACUGAGCCCGACGAUAGCAGUGUUGCACUAACUGUGUAGUCUCCACCAACACACUUGUAAGUGUUUAUUUAAAAACCUGUGUGUGGUAGACACAUGUAGCCAUAUUCCUCUGUGUGUACGAGCCUCUGGAUUCAGAGGAGAUAAUUAUUCCACCACAGUGCUAUUAACGCGCGGGUGUGUCCAGUUCCCCAGCCGUGUAGGCAGCCACUGCUUACUGAUUUCUUCAGCGUUGCUUGCUUUGCUUGUUCUGUCUGUUUUUAAGUGAUGGAAUAUUCUGUCUUGCCUUACCUAGCAAUCAAACCAUCCCUGUGCCUCUGACUGUGUGCGUAUGUGUGUGUAUGUGUGUGUAUGCAAGCAUGCAGUGUGUGUGAUGAAAAUUCUUGUCUUUUUGUCUCUUUCUACUGAAUACAAAUUCGUCUCCCUCCCGCAUGUUGUGUACUUUUCAUACUUGGCUCUGCCAAACACACACACACACACAAAAAACUGAUUAUUAAAGCAGAUUCAGUUUCUAUUCUAAAGCAGACACUCCUUACUUAAAUCCAUUUCAGCCAACAGAAUCAAGUGCACUUCACGAUGAAUCAGACAACCUGCUGUUCAAUUAUUUCAUUUUUUCCGUCUUUAUAUUUUGUGAUUAUGUGAAAAAAGUAAAAGAAAAUAAGGUAAAACUGAUUUUUUAAUAAUUGAACUAAAACAUUUAAUUAAUCUUAGUUUAAAUAAUGUUUUUUUUAUCUCACACACACAUAAAAAAAUACUUAAUAUUUAAAAUAACAGGUGGUAAAUGUGGUGUUUUAAUUUGUACUAUUCAAAAGGGUAAAUGUUUAAACUUAUUUUGCAAAAAAAAAAAAAGCUUUAAAGUGAAAAUAGAAAAAAGACAAAUUUAAAACCGUAAUUCAGCAUAAUAGCAGAUUUUCCGGACUGAUUUAAAACGGAUUCUGCCCUAAAAGACAAGAUUAUAAAAUGAAGUUAAAAUACAAAACGGAAAUAAAAAUUAUCUUGUUUGGAAAUAGUUGAUUUUGAAGCAAGGUUUUUGAUUUCUUGUAUUCUAUUUUAACUAAAGAUCAUAUUUUAAAACUACUAUCCCAAAACUGCUUAACAGAAAAACUAAUUAAAAUGAAUUUUUCACUUUUUUUUUUUUGCCAAAAAAAAAGAUUUUAGCAUGUAAGCUACUCAAAGUUUUAAUGUACGAGGGGUGUUUAAGUCGAACCCGGAUUUAUCUUCUCAUGAGCAGGAGAAUGAAGGCUCUUGAGAUGUUUACAGAUUGUUAUUUACAGAAGAUUUCACAGUACAGUGAUGAGACUCUUACAUGCCGGAAAAUAUAUUUGAAUGGUGCAAACAUUUUAAAGAAGGCUGUACUGUCCGCUAAUCCGGCCCGAGGUGAGUUGGACAGCAACUGCAGUUGUUUCCGUUAACAUUUGAUUUUAAUGCCUGAUCUUGAAAAUUGACGUCCCCGGUACUGUCCUGACUUCAAUUGAUUUCCACAUGUUCACAGUUUCCACCUUGAUGGUAUCCAAGCACUAGUGAAACGCUGGAAUACGUGCACAUUAGUGUAGCAGGGGAUUAUAUAGGAAAAUCAAGGUAGUUUUUAAUCUAAUGUUCCUGUUAUUCUGCACAAUCAAAAGUCCUGGUUUGAUUUAAACACCCCUCAUAUUUUUGGCCAAAAUAACCAAUGUUUGAACUUGUAUCUGAUUGAAAUUUCUUUCACUGGGUCUCCUGGUUCUCCUCUUUUGUUUCACUUGUUAUAUGUUGUUUAGAAAACAGGAUGGUCCCUUUCAUUAUCAGGAUGAAUAUAAGACCUAAAGUUUACUCUCUGAUGAAGGCGUGUUCAAGCGCCAUGUAACACUCUCGCUCUCUGUGCUUGUACAUAUUGAUCCAUGAUUUACUUUGUUGAAAAUUUUAAUGGUGUCUGUUGGUUUGCCCCCUUCUUUCAUCAGUCCACACCUUCAGAUAUAACCAUUGUUAUUUGUACCUACUGUAUGAUACUGCAAAUAAAGUAUAAGAAAUCAUACACCA
Molecule: messenger RNA, 8344 nt
Organism: Clarias gariepinus (North African catfish)
Lineage: Eukaryota; Metazoa; Chordata; Actinopteri; Siluriformes; Clariidae
Gene: prkcaa
Product: protein kinase C, alpha, a
Exons: 17
Coding region: 256-2268 (670 amino acids)
Biological process (GO): protein phosphorylation
Molecular function (GO): diacylglycerol-dependent serine/threonine kinase activity; ATP binding; zinc ion binding
Source: RefSeq, a predicted model, not a curated record